AUGUGUGGAGGGAACGACAAAAGAGUAGAUACUGGCUCUCUUUCAGCCAAAGCAGCAGACACCGUUAUCCCCCAACUUGUGACAGAUCAUGAUUGGAGGGCAGAGGAAAAUGCGACAAAGACGAUUACAGAGGACUUCGAAACCGUCAUAACUGAGGCCGUUGACAUCCAUACCUUGGACACCAAGUCACUUACUUUCGAGGGUCACUUUACCGCGUUCGGCAAGGGUGACCCGGCAUCGUCUCCCGGGCAAAAAGAUACAAUCAUGUGGUUAGCCAUAAGCCCUGACGCAAAGCUCGUUGGAUCUACCUCUUGGGAUGGCACGGUUCGCAUCUGGGAUACGAAUGGUGGCACCUGCUUGCAAGUCUUGGGACCAUUUGGUGGACAGAUGUGGUCCGGUGUAUUCUCGCUGGACUCUAAAUACAUAACAUUCAGUCAGGGCAGCCCGAAGGCUACGGUAUAUGUUUACAACCUAUCGUCAGCCGAGGAGAUCUCUCGUUUCAAACUACUAGCGGUCGGUGCCAGCGACAGCACACUUCGUGCCUUGGAUCCAUACACAGGAGAAGAGAAAAUGAAAUGGACCUUAAAGUUCGAAGUCUCAGUGAUGAGGCGAUUUGCGGAAAUUCGUGGGGUACGGUUUAUCGAUAAAGGGAGGAAAUUGAUGUUUCGCAGUGGUGAGGGAUCUACUGAAGUAUAUGACUUGACGACAAACUCGAAGCUACUGUUUGCAAGAGGGCCUGGGGAUCAAGUGGAGAAGAUGACUGGUUCACGACCGGUUUGUUUUUCUAACUCUUCUGCUCUGGUGGUUCCGGAUGUAGAUGGAGCUGUGAGGUUCUGGCGACUUCAGUAA
Aspergillus alliaceus is the source of this 849-nucleotide messenger RNA. Its product is annotated as WD40 repeat domain-containing protein. NCBI's taxonomy places the organism in Eukaryota, Fungi, Ascomycota, Eurotiomycetes, Eurotiales, Aspergillaceae. Gene Ontology annotation, molecular function: protein binding. The transcript is spliced from 2 exons. The coding region runs from base 1 to 849 and encodes 282 amino acids. The record is from RefSeq and is a predicted model, not a curated record.